UGAAAUUUCAAUUGCUCCCAGAUCAUAACCCAUCAUAACCCACAGAGAAGGAAAAUGCAGCGAUAGCAGCACUGUACAUAAUGGCUAAACAGGAGCAGAGGAAGACGCAGAAAGCUAUUGGAAAGCCACAGGCGCCAGUCAAGAACCGGGAUCAGUAUCUCCGCGCGUCGUUCCUGUACCAAGCCGCGGUCUUGAUGGCCUCGAGCGCGGACGCCAAUCCAGAGGUGUCGACGAAAGCGACUGCUGCUACUGCGCCGCUUAGUCGACUUUAUGCGAGCCAGAUGCGCGCCGUGGCUCAGAAGAGUGUGCUAAAAUUAGAUCCGAGUAUCAAGCGCACAAUAUGCAAACGCUGCGAUUCAGUGCUGAUACCGGGAAGUACACUUAGCGUUCAUGUGGAGAAUCUGUCUAAAAAGGCAGUGCCUCAUGCUGAUGUCUUGGUUCAUACAUGCAAGGUGUGCGGAGGGCAGAAGAGAUACCCGGUCGGCCAGAACCGCGAACACGUCCUCUUUACAGAUCGCGAAGAUAUAGUCAGCAAGUCGUCAUGA
Myxozyma melibiosi is the source of this 545-nucleotide messenger RNA. Its product is annotated as RNAse P Rpr2/Rpp21/SNM1 subunit domain-containing protein. Lineage: Eukaryota; Fungi; Ascomycota; Lipomycetes; Lipomycetales; Lipomycetaceae. Gene Ontology annotation, cellular component: nucleolar ribonuclease P complex. The record is from RefSeq and is a predicted model, not a curated record. Bases 81 to 545 code for a protein of 154 amino acids. Gene Ontology annotation, biological process: tRNA processing. The transcript is spliced from 2 exons.